Mixia osmundae IAM 14324 is the source of this 1485-nucleotide messenger RNA. RefSeq lists its product as uncharacterized. The transcript has 2 exons. Lineage: Eukaryota; Fungi; Basidiomycota; Mixiomycetes; Mixiales; Mixiaceae. The record is from RefSeq and is a predicted model, not a curated record. The coding region runs from base 1 to 1485 and encodes 494 amino acids.
AUGCCUUUCAAGCCCAACUGGACCGUCAUGGCUUCGGCAAGUCCUCAGGCCAUAAAGGCGUGGUCCCGGCAAGUCAAAUCAUCCAUCGUCAUCGCUCGUCAGGCAGCGCACGUCAAUGCCCAACCCAUACGAUCUGUCCAGAGGGGCAUCUUCGAGGGCGUGACGCAGCUCUUCGUCCAGUAUCCCCAGCUCGUACGAGAGUUGCCUGCCAGGGUUACGACAAAAGCUGCAACGAGAUGGCGUCCGCCUCAACUGACGUCCUCUGCUCUGCGAUCUAGUAGACCGGCUGCUCGAUCAUCUGCUUGGCCGAGCGGUCACGCUCGAGUACAGACACUCGGUCUGCAGUCUGCGCGCAGCUUCAGCUCGACUGGCUACACAUUUGCACAGCAGCAUGCUUUCCUCGCUGACCAUCUCGCUCAGAACAUUCCACUUGGUUUCAGACUACUCGGACUGGAAGCUGAGGAUCGCAUGCAUAGCUCCAAGGGCAUAGCUCAUCCCUCGGUCUCACGUAAGCGUCGUGCUACAGGCGCUACAACAGCGACCAAUGUCAAGCGCCCUGUCAAGCAGAUCAGCGCUCCUGCUCGUGCCACGGGCGCUCUGUCGGCUCGCUUGAUUCUGCCACUCUAUGCAGAAAUGCCAGCCGAUCUGCUGCAGGCACUCGAAUCUGCCGACACACCUCUGGCUUCCUACGCGCCUCACCUCUCCUUCUCGAGUCAGGAGUCUCUUUAUAGCGCACUGAGACAGCACGAGAACCAGCAGCGUCUUCACCAGAUCCGUCUAGAGCAGGUCCUCACUCGAUUGAGCGCAGCAGGCUGCUUUGCCGGCUCCAAUACGUCUUUAAUGCGAGCGACGGGCGGGCAAGGCGUCGUUUCUCAGGUCAUGGAAUGGCAAGGCCGUACGCAGCUCGUCAUCGAGUUCGAAGCACGUCGAUGGAGUGUGCUCGAUGUGCGGCAAGCGCUGGGCCUAUACAACACCAAAGGCGACUCGCUUGACAUUUUUGACAGCGGUCGCAGCUACUACGAAGUCGAGCUCGAGCGCGAGCUAGCCAGACGCGAGGCUGAAACUGUCAGCUGGUAUGAGCUCGAGCCGGAACCACAAUGGUCGUUCUUCGGCACUGCACUGGCUGAAGCCGCUGCCAACGACUCAGAUGGAGAUUCGGACGUGUCCUUCUUCCAUCUUGAGCCUAGGUCGCCUAUCUCGUCGCCGCAGCUGACGCUAUCGCCUCUGUCAGAUUCACCGCGUUCUCUGAGCGGUCUCUCGUCGCUUGCUGCUUCGCCUCAGCCUUCAGUCUCGAGGCGGUCCGUGAGGUGGGCAGAUGAAGCUGCACAGGAUCAGGUGGUUUCGAGCUUCAUGCUCCCUGCGCCAGCCACAAGCCCGCCCGUGUUCUCUGCCCAGCAUCUCGACCGACAUGCGUCUGGCUCAGAUGGGAGCGUUCAGGACUUUAUUGACUUGCUCGACGCAAUGCCACGUCCACGGCGCCGCUAG